Actinia tenebrosa (Australian red waratah sea anemone) is the source of this 835-nucleotide messenger RNA. RefSeq lists its product as uncharacterized. The record is from RefSeq and is a predicted model, not a curated record. Lineage: Eukaryota; Metazoa; Cnidaria; Anthozoa; Actiniaria; Actiniidae.
CAAUAAUUCAUACUAUAAAAGCGAUCCAACAGUAGAUGGAUUUACAGAAGUUGAAUAAAGUCCUCCUACAUACAAGAUGGUGACUUACGGGAUAUUUGUAGUGUUUGCAGUCCUUGCCUCAUCACAAGCUUACGAUCCAAAGUUUUUCGAAAAUGCCUUGGAUGUUGGUGUGUACGAACCAAUCUCAUCGUCCAGGAGCUUAAACUGUGGAAACAUCAAGCAUCCACUGGGCUGCACCUUCUCGUCUGACUGCUCCGUCAAAACAUGCAAGGUUAACUUUGUCGGCCUGAUAUUCGAAUUCAAGAUCACCAUCAACAAAUGCGAGAACCCUGCCACUGUCACCAUCAGCUUUAACGUUAAACCACUCAACCUCAAGUUUGCCCACACAUUCCCAUCGGACCAGACCAUUCCAAUCCCAGGCCUUGAAAAUGGCUUUGGCCCUCUUCGAGGUGGAGUUUUUGUCAAGGUCAAUAUGAGACCUGUCAAUGGCAAGCUGAAUGUUGUGAUCCAACUGCAAUGCGGCAUUGCUCUUGGUAACCAGCCAAUUUUCCCGAUAAUCCUUGAUCUUCUUAAAGGACCUCUACCAAUCGAUACCAGCACAUGUGGCGGAGGAGGAGGAGGAGGACUUCCACCUCCACCACCCGGACCACCUGGAGGAGUGUGUAGUGACACGAACCCUCUAUGUACUUUCCUUGCUGGACAGUGUGGUAACCCAAAAAUUGCUGGAAUGUGCAGCCAAAGCUGCAAACGUUGUUAGAUUACGUCAUAUUCACCAUGAUGACAUCAUCAUGUCAUAUCAUGUAGUAUAGUGUCGAAAUAAAAUAUUUAAACUCCG